UACUAAUUGUAUUCUAUUAUUGUAUAGUUUACUUGUAUCGAGCGUGAAGUACACCCAGCAACGCAACUAAUGUCCAGCGUGUGGCGCUAGUGCGACUCUCCGGGCGGUAGAGAGACUUCUGUUGACGGAAGUUCCCACGGAAGAAGAGACGAGCUGCGAUGGUGCGAGUGAAGUCCAGGUAUUUACUGUGCGAAAUCAACGUUCAAGACAGGAGCUGCUUGUUGCUGCUGGAUGACCGAGCUGUUGCAUUGGCAGUGAAGGCAGCGGUGGCCCGCACACACGGGGACUAUGGGGCGGCUCUCUGCAGCAGCAGGUUCUCUGUGAAAUAUCUGAAUGCUCAUACUGGAAUAGUAUUCCUGCGUUUCCCCAAAAUGUGUUACAAACUCCUCUGGUCUGCAUUGCCUUUCAUUACCUGUAUUGAAACUCGUGGGCAGAAAAUCUCAUGUUUUCUGAACUGUUUGCAUGUGGGAGGAACAAUUAGAACAUGUCAGAAGUUUCUGAUCCGAUACAACACCCAGCAGCUCCAUCGAAUGCUACCUAAAUGUAAAAAUGAAGAAGAAAAACAACAGAUACGGAAAUCAAUUCUGAACUGCACUCUUACAAGAGGAAACAGGGAAGAAUUUGAAGAUUCAGAGAGUGAGGAAGAUGAAGAAGAGUGACUUCACAGCAUACAGUAAAGGGCGGCAUUCAGUUUUUGUUUUACGGGACUGAAAUCAAGCAUUUGAAGAAAUGCAUACCCAACUCUGUGGAAAUAUGGUUCAUACUGCAGCUGCUCAGAGCUCUUGUUUGUAAAGAAAACUGACUGACUGUAUGCUUGUCUUCAAUAGAGGGACACAUUAGAUAUGUUUGGCACAUUAAUUGUUUGGGUUGGCAGAAUGGCCUGAGUCCAGUGUCCUAAUUCUGAAAAAAGCGUUUUCAUGUUUCAAUGAAAUAUUUUGUAUUUAUACUGUUUUAUGGUCAUGCUUAUUUUGUUUACAAAUUAAAACACUGUUUUUGAA
Anarrhichthys ocellatus (wolf-eel) is the source of this 998-nucleotide messenger RNA. It is a transcript of the gene pop5, whose product is annotated as POP5 homolog, ribonuclease P/MRP subunit. The transcript is spliced from 5 exons. Gene Ontology annotation, molecular function: ribonuclease P RNA binding. Bases 159 to 659 code for a protein of 166 amino acids. Gene Ontology annotation, biological process: tRNA 5'-leader removal. NCBI's taxonomy places the organism in Eukaryota, Metazoa, Chordata, Actinopteri, Perciformes, Anarhichadidae. Gene Ontology annotation, cellular component: ribonuclease P complex. The record is from RefSeq and is a predicted model, not a curated record.